Messenger RNA from Lethenteron reissneri (Far Eastern brook lamprey), 3895 nucleotides. RefSeq names its product formin binding protein 4 (gene FNBP4). The record is from RefSeq and is a predicted model, not a curated record. Gene Ontology annotation, molecular function: protein binding. NCBI's taxonomy places the organism in Eukaryota, Metazoa, Chordata, Hyperoartia, Petromyzontiformes, Petromyzontidae.
UCACCGCGAGAGAAGUGGCGCGCGAUGGCGGCCUCGGUGCUGGCUGCGUGAGGGACCCGAGGAGGCGCUCGAUCGGCUCCGCGCUCCGCGGCGGCGAUGGGGAAGAGGGGCCGUGGCGCCGAGGCGGCGGGCGGCAAACGGAGGCCCGUGUUGCAGCUCGACAACAGCAUCAGGAAGGACAGGGAGGCGGCGGCGGCGGCAGCAGCUGGUGCUGCGGACUCGGCCACCGCUCUCUCUGUGGCGGAGCCCUCGGCGUCGCGUCUGGCGGGCGGCCUGGUGCUGCUGGGCGCGUACGCAGACAGCGACGACGACGAUGAGGAGGAGGAGGAGGACACGGGGCCACAGUCUCCUCCACUCGAGCGGCCCCGGGACCUCGACAGCAAAGUGGCCGACUUCCUUGCUGAAAUUGAUGCCAUUUCGGUGCCUGGCCCCACGGCUGAGGGCGAUGGUGCAGCAGACGGUGAGAGCGGCCUGGCCGGGGGCGCUGACGGAGACACAGUUGAGGCCUCCGCUACAGAGAGCAUCUCUGGGAAGGUCGUGGGAGUUUCCGCUGAGACCGCUGGCGCCUUGGCGAGAGACAGGGCGCAGCCGGGCGGCUGGCAUUACGACACGCACUACUCCACUGCUUCCACGGGGAUAGAGAUGGGCGAGUGGCAGGAGGUGUGGGAUGAGAACACGGGCUGCUACUACUACUGGCACCUGCAGACCAACCAGGUGACUUGGGAACUCCCGUCAGCACUGGCGCUGCAGAUACAGCACCUGCAGCAUCUCAACAAUGGACAUUUUCCUGGGGUGUCGGAGACGGGGGCGACCGAGGGGACAGAUGUGCCGGGCACUGUACACCCUGUGUCGUCCGUGGAGGAAAAGGCCCAAACCAAACCUAUCACGAGCACCAUCGUCAAACCCAGGGAGAUCAACGAGCGCGUGUGCGCGCUAACGAGCGAGGACGAGGGGCGCUCGGUGGGUGUCGCCGAGUCACUGCUCGCGUCGCUCAUCCCCGAGAGCGUGCGCCAGGCCGAGGCGCGCUGGCGCCAAACCCUUCACGGGCCUGGUUCUCCCAGCUCCCCGGCGUCCCUCUCCGCACCUCCAUCCCCCGCCGUACCGUCGCACCAGCCGGGCGGCGCCGCGGAGACAGAACCGUCAGCUGGUGGCCGGAGACGAACGGCCAGCGAUGCUAGCAGCGGUAGCCGCAAAAGCGGCGGCAGCAGCGGAGACGGCGUGAGCGACAAGGAGGACGAUGCUGACGACGGAAGGAACGAUGGAGGGGACGAUGAGGAGGAUUCGGAUCAGGAGUUGAAGCACAUCCUGGAAACGAAGAGGGCCGAGUUACGCGCUCUCGAGGACGGAGGAGGCAGCUCGCGAUCGUCCACCCCGAGACGUGACGACCCGGAGGACGUCGGCGCCAGCGCCGCCGCCACGGAGCCAAAACCCAAGUGGAAGACGUUUGUUCGGGCGGCGAGCCCUCCUCCUCCGCCGGCCCGCGCGGCCACAUCGCCCGAGCGAGAUGCCCACGACGCGGGGCUCGGCGAGGAGGAGGAGGAGGAAGCCGAAGCGGGGCACCUGGAGGAGGGGCCCAGCUCGGCCGCGGGGUCCGUAAAGGGGGAGAGAAGCCCUGAGGGAGUGCAGGGCGUGGACCCCGCUGGGGCCGUGGACACGGGCGACGAAGAGGAGGAGGACGAGGCGGGUGAUGUUGUACAAGAGGCUGAGGAUGGCGUGAUGGCAGGCAAGGUGGGCGCCGGGGAGGACGACGACGACGACGAGGAGGAGGAGAGGGAGAGCGAGACACCAGCGUCAUCACACACAGGCGUAGUGAGGAGCCACAGCAGGGCGCCUGGCCGCACGGAGGAAGCGAGGAGGAGGGGAGGGACAGGAGGUGGAGGAGGAGGUGGAGGCAGGGUGGAUCCAGAGGAUGACGACGACCAGGUGAAGCGGGGACAUCUUGACUCUUUACAGUUUGUCAUCGCUGAGCUGGCCAACGACUUGACAAGCAAGCUGGGCUUUCUGGGCAUCAGCACGCGAGCUGUCUCCAACUUCCAACUAUUGCUGCUCACCACACAGACCCGUCUGGCGGACUGGCGCGAGGGCUCCCUGGACAGCCGCUACCUGAAACGCCGCCUGCAGGAGGGGGCGGCGCAGCUCGCGCAAUACGAGUGCAACGCCACCCCUAAGGGCUGGGCAUGCACCUGGGACAGGACCCACGCUCGCUACUACUACACCAACGAGCGGACGGGCGCGUCGCAGUGGGAGUUCCCCGAUGUCACCGACGAGGGGGUGGGGGAGGAGAAUGAUGCGGGGCGAGGGGAGGGGCCGGUGGGAGGGGUCAGCGUGGAGACACCAGACUGGCUGACUCUGAACCGGCCCCUCAUGACAGAUGCGUUCGCGGCGCACGUGGAACAACCCAGCAUGUCGGCGUCUCUGCGCGACGUGCCUCUGCUGCCUCCGCCCGCCCUGGCCCCCUCCUCCUUGGCCUCGUACUCCAAACCGCUCGCUCCUCUGGCGGCGCUCCAGUACGCCCUGCCGGCGGCCAUGGUGCCCCCCUACCCGCUCGCGCACGCUCCCCCCGCGGGCCCGUGCCACCCGAGCGCACCCCCCCCCGUGGCCGCCCCUCCCUCGAGCGCCCCCCCUCCCCUCCCUCCGCCCCCUCCGCCCCCUCCUCCCCCGGCCGAGCCCUUGCCUCCGCCGCCCCCCGAGAGCCCCCCACCCCCCCCGCCACCCCCCGAGAGCCCCCCCCCACCCCCGCCUCCGCUGGAGGAUGACGACAUUGAGGAAGUGGACAUGCAGCUGGAGACCGGAGCCGGGGAGCCGCCCCCACCGGGCGUGGAGGAGCCGGCGCCCCCACUUCCACCCCCACUCAAGGCUGGCAAGGCCCCCCUACACACCCACGUUCUGAGUGCAGCUGUGUCCGAGGCCGACCCGGCCACGGGAAAGGACGAGGCUGUCCGGGCUGGUUCGCACUGUGAAGCGGAAAGUGCCAGCGGUGAUCUCGGCUCCACCGCAGAUUUGCAAACCCCCCACCACGAUCGGCAGCAAGGCCAUGCUGUACCCCCCCUCCGUGACCCAUUGGUUGCCAUGGUACCAGGAGCAUGGGGUCCAGGGGAGCCCCUGUCCAGCAUCGUGACGACCAUCCAGCCACCCUCUAUCACAAUGCCGACGCACUCCGCUCUGCCCAGCGGUCCCACCCUCGCCACCAAUGCAGUGGCGGACAAAGCCAAGAAAACUAAGAAGCUGAAGAAGGUGUCCGGGAAGGUGAAGGGGAAGAUGCCACCGCUGGUACAGAAGUGGAAGAGCAUCCAGCGCGAGCUGGAGGAGGAAGAACGCGGCAGCUCCAGCGACGACGGGGAGCCACAGGACCCCACCACGCGCAUCAUCAACUGGCGCCACGAGCAGAUGCUCACGGGCAAAUCGGAGAGGAAUGCCAACUUUGAGGCGCUGCCUGAGGACUGGCGCGAGCGGCUCAAGCGCCGGAAGAUGAACCCGCGCUAGCCACCGGCUUGGGGGGGUGAUUGGGCGCCGCGGGGACAGAGGAAAUGGCACAACCCGGGGGGGGCAACCUUGCGAAACUUGAAUUGGGUUUAUUCAUUUUUACGACCGUGUGCCGACACUGGUGGGUUUAGGUGGGGGGGGGGGUUAACGAACCGUCGUGGGUCUGGGCAGCGAGCCGGACGCUAUGCGAUUGGAGUUGACCUAUGGGGCAAUAGGGCAAUGGGGCUUCGUGUCACCCUGUGGCGAUGGCAUGUGGGUCAUGGGACUCGUGCACAUUUGUUUUACGAGACCAAGUUUUGCGCUGGGUAAAUAUUUCUCGUAUUCCUUAGAUGUCUGUCAGACCUCCGUGUAAGAGCCAAAACAUGUUUUUGUUUGACCGUUGUAUGUUUUUAAAUAAAGACAAUUGCAUUGA